AUGCAAUACAAACCGGCUGCUGAAGCACAACAGGCUAAACCCCCACAAAUUCCAUCUCCUGGCAACAACUCCUUUUUGGGUGACGUUUUCACUUCUGAUGCUCCGAAGGAUAAGCAAAUAUCUGCUGGUUUCUAUAGACAAGAAAAGGGCGAGCCGUUAGUGUACAAGUAUGAUUAUGAUGAAAUGAAAAUCAUCUUGGAGGUUGAGGGAGAAUACACAUUAACUGAUGAAACAGGGCACAAAGUUUCCGUUUCUCCAGGUGACGUCUUCUAUUUUCCGAAAGGUACUACUAUUACUUUUGAAACAACAGGUUACGGAUUGGCAUUCUUUACAGGUUUGAGACCUAAUGGUACUGCUUAA
Messenger RNA from Lodderomyces parapsilosis, 360 nucleotides. RefSeq lists its product as uncharacterized. The coding region runs from base 1 to 360 and encodes 119 amino acids. Lineage: Eukaryota; Fungi; Ascomycota; Pichiomycetes; Serinales; Debaryomycetaceae. The transcript has a single exon. The record is from RefSeq and is a predicted model, not a curated record.